AUGGGAACAGCAGCUGCUACUGGAGUAGCCACAGGAGAGACAACGCCUCACUAUGUUGCUCAGGCUGGUCUUGAACUCCUGACCUCAAAUGAUCCUCUCGCCUCGGCCUCCCAAAGUGCUGGGAUUACAGGAACUCAACAGAGGCAGUUAUUAUCCCGACUGCAAAUUGACCCAGUAAUGGCAGAAACUCUGCAGAUCAGUCAAGAUUACUAUGACAUGGAAUCCAUGGUCCAUGCAGACACAAGAUCAUUUAUUCUGAAGAAGCCAAAGCUGUCUGAGGAAGUAGUAGUGGCACCAACCCAAGAGUCGGGGAUGAAGACUGCAGAUACCCUUCGGGUACUUUCAGGACACCUUAUGCAGACACGAGAUCUUGUACAACCAGAUAAACCUGCAAGUCCCAAGUUUAUAGUGACGCUGGAUGGUGUCCCCAGCCCCCCAGGAUACAUGUCAGAUCAAGAGGAGGACAUGUGCUUUGAAGGAAUGAAACCGGUAAACCAAACUGCAGCCUCAAACAAGGGACUCAGAGGUCUCCUCCACCCACAGCAGCUACAGUUGCUGAGCAGGCAGCUUGAGGACCCAAAUGGUAGCUUUUCCAACGCUGAGAUGAGUGAACUGAGUGUGGCACAGAAACCAGAAAAGCUUUUGGAGCGCUGCAAGUACUGGCCUGCUUGUAAAAAUGGGGAUGAGUGUGCUUACCAUCAUCCCAUCUCACCUUGCAAAGCCUUCCCCAAUUGUAAAUUUGCUGAAAAAUGUUUGUUUGUUCACCCAAAUUGUAAAUAUGAUGCAAAGUGUACUAAACCAGAUUGUCCUUUUACUCAUAUGAGUAGAAGAAUUCCAAUACUGCCUCCAAAACCAGCAGUUACAACAGCAAUACCACCUUCUAGUAGUCAGCUCUGCCGUUACUUCCCGGCAUGUAAGAAAAUGGAAUGUCCCUUCUAUCAUCCAAAACACUGUAGGUUUAACACUCAGUGUACAAGACCAGAUUGCACGUUUUACCAUCCCACCAUUACUAUACCACCACGACAUGCCUUGAAAUGGAUUCGACCUCAAACCAGCGAAUGACACCCAGUCCUGCCAGGCAGAAGAUCAUGCAGUUUGAAAGUUUCCAUCUACUGAUGAAAGAUAUGCUACAGAACUUGUCAAAUCUUUGAAACUUGGAAUAUAUUGCUUUCAUAAUAUGAA
Molecule: messenger RNA, 1182 nt
Organism: Microcebus murinus (gray mouse lemur)
Lineage: Eukaryota; Metazoa; Chordata; Mammalia; Primates; Cheirogaleidae
Source: RefSeq, a predicted model, not a curated record